Hippopotamus amphibius kiboko is the source of this 859-nucleotide messenger RNA. Its product is annotated as 26S proteasome non-ATPase regulatory subunit 10-like. Gene Ontology annotation, molecular function: protein binding. The transcript has a single exon. NCBI's taxonomy places the organism in Eukaryota, Metazoa, Chordata, Mammalia, Artiodactyla, Hippopotamidae. The record is from RefSeq and is a predicted model, not a curated record.
AUGGAGGGGUUUGUGUCUAACCUAAUGGUCUGCAACCUGGCCUACAGCGGGAAGCUGGAGGAGUUGAAGGAGAGGAUUCUGGCCAAUAAAUCCCUGGCCACUAGGACUGACCAGGACAGCAGAACUGCGCUGCAUUGGGCGUGCUCCACCAGACAUACAGAAAUUGUUGAAUUCUUGCUGUAACUUGGAGUGCCAGUGAAUGACAGAGAUGAUGCAGGUUGGUCUCCUCUUCAUAUUGCUGCUUCUGCUGGCUGGGAUGAGAUUGUAAAAGCCCUUCUGGGAAAAGGUGCUCAAGUGAAUGCUGUCAAUCAAAAUGGCUGUACUCCCCUACAUUAUGCAGCUUCCAAGAACAGACAUGAGACUGAUGUCAUGUUACUGGAAGGCGGGGCUAAUCCAGAUGCUAAGGACCAUUAUGAGGCUACAGCAAUGCACCGGGCAGCAGCCAAGGGUAACUUGAAGAUGAUUCAUAUCCUUCUGUACUACAAAGCUUCCACAAACAUCCAAGACACUGAGGGUAACACUCCUCUACACUUAGCCUGUGACGAGGAGCGAGUGGAAGAAGCAAAACUGCUGGUGUCCCAAGGAGCAAGUAUUUACAUUGAGAAUAAAGAAGAAAAGACACCCCUGCAAGUGGCCAAAGGUGGUCUGGCUUUAAUACUCAAGAGAAUGGUGGAAAGUUAAGCAGCUUGGAUUUAUUGUUACUUCGUAUGUUUUGUGGUUGUCCCCUAAUGUCCUGGAAACUAAUGUACUUGUGCACAAGACAUCAUCUAUGAAUGAGGAAGUUUUUUCAUCUUCCUAGUCUUAUAAACAUGUUGACUGCUGUUUCUGCUGAGGUAUUUCUUAGCUUACACCUUACUUU